Messenger RNA from Rhizophagus irregularis DAOM 181602=DAOM 197198, 1353 nucleotides. Lineage: Eukaryota; Fungi; Glomeromycota; Glomeromycetes; Glomerales; Glomeraceae. The record is from RefSeq and is a predicted model, not a curated record.
AUGACUACUCUUACACUUAAUUGUUGUGUCAAGGAAACAGCUCUUGGAAACCAAGACUAUUUCAAAAUUAUUAUUGAUACAGAUAAAAACGGUCAUGAUUUAAAAAAAUUAAUUUGGGAAAAUAUAGGAAUCCUUGAUAUCAACAUACCCGUAUGGAAAGUGAAAAUCCCUUUUAGUGAAAAAGAAAAUUUGCAACUCGAAAACGUUGAAGGAAUGGAGAUAAAAAACGAAAGUAGUGUUGAAGAAAUUUUUAACAACCGGGUUGAAGACAAUAUUUAUAUUCAAGUAUAUCACGUGUGCAAGAUGUGCAAGAUAUGCAAAAUAUGUGGAAAAAAUAAUUUGUCUUACCUACGAACUACUUCAAAGUGUGAAACAAGUAACUUAAUGAUACAUCAAGAAGAAUACGCAAAACAUCUCGGGGAUCGUAAAAUUGAAACAGUAGAUGACUUUGAGCAACUCAAAAAGCUUAUGGGAGCCAGAAUAGCCUUUCUUAAUAAAUUUGAAAAAGAAGGGAAAAAUCUGGAAGCUUUUGUAGGUCCGGGAAUAGUUGAUGAUAAACUUUCAUUGAUUGUUAUUUUCCCUGACGAAACGGUAGAAAUCUGUCUACCAGCAACUUUUGAAGGAUACCAAGUGCUCUUUAGAUACGGAGUUGCUCAAUUAGCUUCUAAUCCUCGAGUUUAUCAUGAAAUACUCAGGCCCGGUAUUAGCAUUGGAUGUUCAGAAGCCGAAAAUGCCUUCACAUUAGGAGCUUUCUUCCAGACAAGCGACAAGAAAUUUAUACUUACUGCGGGACAUGCAAUUGGAGAGGGAAGAUUUGAAAACGAUCCAAAAACAAGUCCCUGCGCGCAAGUUACAUUCAAAUUCCAUGGUGUUAACGAGAGUAGUAAUCUUUUAGAUUACGCUUUUUGUGAAGUGGAAAAUUGUCACAGGGUGCCAUUAGUUAAUACAAACAAACCACUUGGUGAUACUGAAAUCGUUAUUCAUAAGUGCAAGAGUUUUAUUAGAAAUGACCCAAAAGCUAUGUCAUAUGUUUAUAAAUGUGGCAGAACAAGUUACCUCACAAAAGGAAUAAUAACUGAUCAAAUGAUGUACUUUUAUACUGAUACAUUUGGAAAAGUAUUAAAAGUAUCUGCUUUACUCGUUUCUGGCAUAAAUGGACAACCAUUUGGCAAACUUGGUGAUUCAGGAUCGGCCGUGUUUGACAACGAUGGAUGCUUAUGGGGAAUAUAUUAUGCAUUUGACGGCCCGUACCAUUUUGUAAUUCCUAUACAUCUGAUACUAAGUGAUGUCCAAACAAGAUAUGGAGUUGGUCUUACACUUAUUGAUCCAGCCAAUCGUAGCCUAAUUAUGUAA